CACGCUCGUUUCCCGGAAGGGGCGCUGGGGGCGGGCAAAGCGGCUCGGACACGCGGUGCUGCCGCCGCUCGGGCCCCUCUGGUUCUUCGGGGCUGGGGCGUCUGUUAAGGCGUGCUGCGGGGCUCGCGCGGUGCCUGGCCGCCAUGGGCCGCCGAGCGCGCGAGCGGAGGCGGCAGCAGCAGCAGCAAGAGCGGACGGAGGGGAGUGGCGGCGGCGGGGACCGAGCGGGCUGGGCCGGCGGGUACCCUGAGAUUGUGAAGGAGAACGAGCUGUUCGAGCGGUACUACCGGGAGCUGGGCAUCGUCCCCGACGGAGAGUGGGGAGCCUUCAUGGCGGCGCUGAGAGAGCCGCUACCCGCCACGCUGCGCAUCACCGGGUACCGCAGUCAUGCCAAAGAGAUCCUCCACACUUUGAAGGAAAAAUACUUCAAAGAACUGCAGGACUUAGAGGUAGAUGGCCAAAAAGUCGAAAUACCGCAGUCGCUGAGCUGGUAUCCUGAAGAGUUAGCCUGGCACACUAAUUUGAGUAGAAAAAUCUUACGCAAGUCACCGCAACUGGAAAAAUUUCAUCAGUUUCUGGUUAGCGAGACAGAGUGUGGAAACAUCAGUCGUCAGGAGGCUGUUAGUAUGAUUCCACCACUGCUGCUUAAUGUUAAUCCUCAUCAUAAGAUUCUAGAUAUGUGUGCUGCACCUGGAUCUAAGACUGCACAGCUCAUUGAAAUGCUACAUGCAGACAUGAAUGUUCCUUUUCCCAAGGGUUUUGUAAUUGCCAAUGAUGUCGACAACAAGCGCUGCUAUUUGCUGGUUCAUCAGGCUAAGAGAUUAAACAGUCCGUGCAUCAUGGUGGUAAAUCAUGAUGCCUCCAGCAUUCCUAAUCUACAAAUAGAUGUUGAUGGAAGAAAAGAGGUCCUCUUCUAUGACAGGAUUUUAUGUGACGUCCCCUGCAGUGGAGAUGGAACCAUGAGGAAAAACAUUGAUGUAUGGAAGAAGUGGACAACACAAAACAGUUUGCAGCUCCAUGGAUUGCAGUUAAGAAUUGCAACUCGUGGUGUUGAACAGCUGGCAGAAGGUGGGAGAAUGGUAUAUUCUACGUGUUCAUUGAAUCCUAUUGAAAAUGAAGCUGUGAUUGCAUCUCUGCUGGAAAAGAGUCAAGGUGCCUUAGAACUUGCUGAUGUCUCGUCUGAGUUGCCAGGUUUGAAGAGGAUGCCAGGAAUUACAAAAUGGAAGGUAAUGCUGAAAGAUGGACAGUGGUUUGAAGAGUGGAAAGAUGUGCCUUCAAAUAGACAAACACAAAUACGUCCUACUAUGUUUCCAAUAAAAGAUGAAGAGAAGCUAAAGGCAAUGAAUCUAGAGCGUUGUCUUAGGAUACUGCCACAUCACCAGAACACAGGAGGUUUCUUUGUGGCUGUGUUAAUUAAAAAAUCUCCAAUGCCGUGGAAUAAACGCCAGCCUAAGGUUCAUCAGAAAUUACCACAAAGAACAGGAGAUACUGAAGUGACAGCAGCUAAUUCAGAUAAUGGUUCUGAAUGUGUUACUGAAGAACCAGCACUUGCUGAAAAUGAAGAGCCUAAGAAAAUGCAAGAAUUGCAGAAUUCAGACACUGACCAAAGCAAAAGGGAAGGAGUAUGUGGACCACCACCAUCUAAAAAAAUGAAGUUGUUUGGUUUUAAAGAAGACCCCUUUGUGUUUCUCCCAGAAGACGAUCCACUGUUCCUUCCUAUCCAGAAGUUCUAUGCAUUGGACCCAUCAUUUCCCAAGAUGAAUUUACUAACUCGAACUCAAGAAGGAAAGAAGAGACAGCUGUACAUGGUUUCUAAGGAGCUAAGGAAUGUGCUUCUGAACAACAGUGAGAAGAUGAAGGUUAUUAACACAGGGAUAAAAGUCUGGUCUCGCAACAGUGAUGGGGAACAGUUUGGAUGUGCGUUCAGAUUAGCACAAGAGGGAAUUUAUACUCUGUACCCUUUCAUUCAUGCAAGGAUUAUAAAUGUCUGCAUAGAAGAUGUUAAGAUUCUGCUAACUGAGGAAAAUCCAUUCUUAAGUAAAUUUAGCAGCGGAACACAGGAGAAAGUCAAAGACAUGGCGAUGGGAAGUAUCGUUUUGAAGUACGACCCGGACCCUGAAAAACCUGAUGAUCUUCAGUGUCCUAUAGUGCUUUGUGGUUGGCAAGGAAAAACAUCACUCCGUGCCUUUGUGCCCAAGAAUGAGAGACUUCAUUACCUGAGGAUGAUGGGAGUUGAAGUCUUUAAAGCAAAGAGGAAAGAAGAGGAAUCGGGAAAUAAAACAGAGGAAGAAGUUCAACAUAGGCUGGCGCAAACAGAAGAAGGAAUGGAUGUGGAAGGCAAAGAAUGUGAUUUAGUCACAAAAAUGAAAGCAGAAAUAGGUGAAGAAUCUUCUCACACUCCUAUGGAAAGCAGUGCUAUGGAAGUAGAAAAUAAAAUUGAGGAUUUAGAUCAAUCUGGUAAAAAUGUCAACAGUCAUUUAAGCCAGGAAAGCAAAGAGACAGGAAUUGUGUGUGUUCAAUUGGGCAGCCUUGUUGGUUCCACAUACUCACAAUGGAGAGGUGAACCCGUCUUGAGCUUGCAGAUGGACACUUGCUACAGACAACAGCUGAGGACAGUGCAUCAGGAACCAGUCAGUCACUGAGAGCUUUUCUGAUAUUAAAAUCACAGAAGAAUGGAGGGAUUUAGGUUGAAGGGGUCCUCUGGUGGUCAUUAGUCCACAUCCCUUCUCAAAGCAUGGCUAACUUCAAGGUUGGGCCAGUUUGCUCCGAGCCUUGUCUAAGUCAGUCUUGAGAAUCUUUAAGGAUGGCAUUUGCACCACAUCUCUGGACAAGUUUUUCUAAUCCUUAACCAUUCUCAUGGGAAAGAAAUUCUUCCAUAUUUCCAGUUAGAGCUUUCCGCGCCUGCUUCAGCUUCUGCCUGUUGCCUCUUGUCCUAUCACUGUUCACUCUUGAGAAAAGUUUGGCACCAUCUUCUCUGCAACCACCUCUUGGGGUGUUGAAGAGAGCAGCUGAACCCCCCCUUGACAGUCUUUUCUCUAGGCUACACAAACACAGCUCUUUCCUCCUUUCCUCAGUCCUUCAUCUAUUGUAGCCUAAUAAUCAUCUUGGUGGGUGUUCACUGUUGGGCCUUUACAGUUUGUUGGUGAAACUUCUAAUGGGGGACCUUUGCUGGACACAGUACUGCAGAUACAGCCCCACAAGUAGAGGAGGAUAAUGACUACCCUCAGACCUCUGGCUACUUCAUGACAGGUUUAAAUUUCAUGAGGUUUAUGCUGCUGCAAUUAUUCUAGAAUAUUACUGAUGGGUUUCUGUGCCUCAUAUCUUCAUUUUCAUAUUCUAAUUUUCCAAAUUGCUUUUCUCUUGAUGACAAAAAAUCUGUGCAGCUGUGCAAAAUGUGUUGAUUUACUGAACAAGAAGAAGACAUAACUACCUUUGUGCAAAGUUCUCUCGAAUACAAAAAGAGAAUAAAAUGAAAUGCAAAGAUUUUUCAGUAAUCAUUGCUUUUUAUCUGGUGACAUACUCAUGGUAAUAAAUGA
Messenger RNA from Cuculus canorus (common cuckoo), 3536 nucleotides. It is a transcript of the gene NSUN2, whose product is annotated as NOP2/Sun RNA methyltransferase 2. Gene Ontology annotation, cellular component: nucleus; cytoplasm. NCBI's taxonomy places the organism in Eukaryota, Metazoa, Chordata, Aves, Cuculiformes, Cuculidae. The record is from RefSeq and is a predicted model, not a curated record. Gene Ontology annotation, molecular function: tRNA (cytidine-N5)-methyltransferase activity; tRNA binding. Bases 144 to 2642 code for a protein of 832 amino acids. The transcript is spliced from 20 exons. Gene Ontology annotation, biological process: tRNA methylation.